Messenger RNA from Syngnathus typhle (broad-nosed pipefish), 2545 nucleotides. It is a transcript of the gene hspa9, whose product is annotated as heat shock protein 9. Gene Ontology annotation, molecular function: misfolded protein binding; ATP-dependent protein folding chaperone; ATP hydrolysis activity. The record is from RefSeq and is a predicted model, not a curated record. The transcript is spliced from 16 exons. Lineage: Eukaryota; Metazoa; Chordata; Actinopteri; Syngnathiformes; Syngnathidae. Gene Ontology annotation, biological process: cellular response to unfolded protein; protein refolding. Gene Ontology annotation, cellular component: cytoplasm; mitochondrion. The coding region runs from base 220 to 2274 and encodes 684 amino acids.
GGUGUAACAUGUGUUGGAUAAUUCCAGAAGGUGCGUCGCAGUUCUAAGGCCUUUCUACUGUCUACUCACCGGUAGCUUGACUGCACGUCGGAACUAGCAUUGAUCAGGACGUGACGCUUGAGAAUCUCCAAGGCAGCGUUUAUUAAAAUAUUCGCUAAUAUUAUCUACUGUCAAACGGUUUAAGUCGUUUUAUUUCAGUUGGUUAGCCGAGCUGUCAAAAUGUUGAGCAUUGCCAGAAGCGUUUCAAGGACUCUGCCGACAAGAAACUGCGCACGAAAUGUGUCGUCUUUGCUAACAAAAGCUCAUUGGAGCGGCUUCCAAUCUGAUGCGCUCAGAGCCCUGUCCAGAAGAGACUAUGCGUCAGAAGCCAUCAAGGGGGCAGUCAUUGGAAUUGACCUGGGAACCACCAACUCUUGUGUUGCAGUCAUGGAGGGUAAACAAGCAAAGGUGUUGGAGAAUGCGGAGGGAGCCAGGACAACUCCUUCGGUCAUUGCAUUUACCGCCGAAGGGGAGCGCCUCGUCGGUAUGCCUGCUAAACGCCAGGCUGUCACCAAUCCUCAAAAUACGUUGUACGCCACAAAGAGACUGAUUGGCCGCCGCUUUGAUGACCCUGAAGUCCAGAAGGACAUGAAAAAUGUCUCCUACAAGAUUGUGCGUGCUUCUAAUGGUGAUGCUUGGGUGGAGGCUCAUGGAAAAAUGUACUCCCCCAGUCAGGCUGGGGCCUUCGUUCUGAUGAAAAUGAAGGAGACAGCAGAGAACUACCUGGGAACUAAAGUGAAGAAUGCUGUUAUCACAGUACCGGCUUACUUCAAUGACUCUCAAAGACAGGCUACCAAGGAUGCUGGCCAAAUUGCUGGUUUGAACGUUCUGCGUGUCAUCAAUGAGCCCACAGCGGCCGCACUGGCCUACGGCUUGGACAAAACCCAGGACAAGAUUAUUGCUGUAUAUGAUCUUGGAGGAGGUACGUUUGAUAUCUCCAUUUUGGAGAUUCAGAAGGGAGUCUUCGAGGUGAAGUCCACCAACGGCGAUACCAUUCUUGGAGGAGAGGACUUUGACCUCCCCCUACUCAAACACAUUGUCAAGGAAUUCAAGAGAGAGUCUGGUGUGGAUCUGACAAAAGACAACAUGGCCCUCCAGAGAGUCAGAGAAGCUGCCGAGAAGGCCAAAUGUGAGCUGUCAUCUUCACUGCAGACUGACAUCAAUCUUCCCUACUUAACCAUGGAUGCAUCCGGCCCCAAACAUCUCAAUAUGAAGGUGACUCGUGCUCAGUUUGAAGGCCUCGUAGCCGAUCUGAUCCGUCGCACAGUCGCUCCCUGUCAGAAGGCCUUGCAAGAUGCAGAGGUCUCCAAGGGCGACAUUGGAGAGGUGCUACUGGUUGGAGGCAUGUCACGCAUGCCCAAGGUACAACAGACUGUUCAAGACCUGUUUGGCCGCGCACCCAGCAAGUCUGUCAACCCAGAUGAGGCUGUUGCCGUAGGAGCAGCCAUUCAGGGCGGCGUUCUCGCAGGAGACGUCACCGAUGUCCUGCUUUUGGAUGUGACGCCACUCUCGCUGGGAAUUGAGACUCUGGGUGGGGUUUUCACCAAACUUAUCAACAGGAACACAACCAUUCCCACCAAGAAGAGCCAGGUUUUCUCCACAGCAGCAGAUGGCCAAACGCAAGUAGAGAUCAAAGUGUGUCAGGGUGAGAGAGAGAUGGCAGCAGACAACAAGGUGCUGGGACAGUUUACCUUGGUGGGACUCCCCCCUGCCCCUCGUGGUGUUCCCCAAAUUGAGGUUACCUUUGACAUUGACGCCAAUGGCAUCGUCCAUGUGUCCGCCAAGGACAAAGGGACAGGCCGGGAACAGCAGAUUGUUAUCCAGUCAUCAGGAGGUCUCAGUAAAGAUGACAUUGAGAACAUGGUGAGAAACGCUGAGAAGUAUGCUGAGGAGGACAGGCGGCGAAAGGAGCGUGUGGAGGCUGUAAAUAUGGCGGAAGGCAUUGUUCACGAUACAGAAUCUAAGAUGGAGGAAUUCAAGGACCAGCUUCCUGCUGAUGAGUGCACCAAGCUGAAGGAGGAGAUCACCAAGGUACGAGAUCUUCUCGCCAACAAGGACUCCGAAACGGGGGAGAACAUCAAGCAGGCUGCCAGCAACCUACAACAGGCGUCACUCAAGCUCUUCGAGAUGGCCUACAAGAAGAUGGCGUCAGAGCGCGACAGCGGCAACAGCAGCGGCGACAGCAGCAGCAGCAGCAGCAGCUCAGAGGGCGAGAAGAAAGAGGGCCAGCAGUAGACUUUUGACAAUUGCACUGUGUGUUUGCUGUCAUAAAAUUUGACAACAGGACUGUUGGGGGGGGGGGGGGGAGGAAUUGCAGGGCCGAUGUGUGAAUGUUGUGAAACAUGAUCAUGUAUGUAUGGAUGGAUGCAUGUAUGUGUGUGGGUUAAUAUGCAAGAUCAGCCGUAUGCAGCUGUUCAACUGAAAUUUGGCCAGGUGGAUCACAAUUGCAUUGCUGUCUUUUGUAGUAAAAUAAAAAAAUAAUCAGUCCUGGGACUGAUUGAACUAA